GUGACUGAGACUAAUAUAAAAUUGGCUUCUAGCAGGGAGACGAAGAACCAUCCUGCCGAAUACUCUCUCCAUGCCAAUGGAAGCUCUUUGUUUUGCGCAUACUCAAUCGCCCCAUUUCCAUGGCAAAAUCUGUAUCCCGCCGACAUUCAAUUACACCGUCAAGUCCUCCGCGGCUGACGUCAGGAGAACAGCUCCCCGAGCUUCAAUCUUCGCCGCUCUCUCCAGAGCGGCGGCGGCGGCGACGGAGGUCCUGCCCGCUACAUCUCCGGCCACGGAGAAGAAGUCGCGGCUCGCGCCUUCUCCGGAACUGCCGUUAGUUUCUCCGAGCUCCCUCACUUCUGAGCCGGGAUGCGUUCUGCCGAAACUGCCUUCGCCCGGCGAGAAUGGCUCCCUUGGCCCCAGCGGUAUUGAGUAUUUGACCGGAAUUUUGUCUUCUAAGGCUUACGAUGUGGCGUUUGAGUCCCCGCUGCAGUUGGCCACGAAUCUCUCCCGGAAGCUGGGGAACAACAUCUGGAUCAAACGGGAGGAUCUUCAACCUGUCUUCUCAUUCAAACUUCGAGGAGCUUAUAAUAUGAUGGCCAGACUCCCAAAGGAGCUUCUGGACAGAGGAGUCAUAUGUUCAUCUGCUGGAAAUCACGCUCAAGGCGUUGCGUUAGCUGCAAAGAAACUUGGUUGCACUGCUGUAAUUGUGAUGCCUGUUACUACACCUGAGAUCAAGUGGAAAUCAGUAGAAAGACAAGGGGCAACUGUUGUCCGCAUUGGGGACACAUAUGAUGAAGCACAAGCAUAUGCCAAAAAGAGGGCCCAAGACGAAGGGCUUACAUUUGUCCCUCCAUUUGAUCACCCUCAUGUAAUCAUGGGACAGGGCACAGUUGGAAAGGAAAUUAUGAGCCAAGCAAAAUGUCCGAUAGAUGCAAUAUUUGUGCCGGUUGGUGGGGGUGGGCUUAUUGCAGGCAUCGCUGCCUAUGUUAAGAUGGUGGAUCCGAAUGUGAAGAUAAUUGGAGUUGAGCCAAAUAAUGCGAAUGCUAUGGCUUUAUCUUUGCAUCAUGGUCAUAGAAUAAUGCUGGACCAAGUCGGAGGUUUUGCAGAUGGCGUGGCUGUUAAAGCAGUCGGGGAAGAAACUUUCCGUUUAUGCAGGGAUUUAAUAGAUGGGGUUGUCUUUGUUACCCGUGAUGCCAUUUGUGCCUCAAUAAAGGACAUGUUUGAGGAGAAAAGGAGCAUUCUAGAGCCAGCAGGUGCACUUGCUCUAGCAGGUGCAGAAGCAUACUGCAAACAUUACAACCAAAAGGAUCAAAAUAUAGUUGUUAUUGCCAGCGGGGCCAACAUGAACUUUGAUAGACUAGGACAGGUAACUGACCUAGCAGAUAUUGGUAGACAAUGUGAGGCUGUCCUUGCUACCAAUCUUCCAGAAGAACCUGGCAGUUUUAAGAAAUUUGUUGAACUUUUGGGUCCUAUGAACAUUACUGAAUUCAGAUACCGAUACAAUUCUGAUAAAGGAAAAACUUUGGUCUUAUACAGGCAAGUGUUCUAUGAUGAUUCUUUGAGUGUUGGUCUUCAUACGAGAGUGGAACUAGCCUCAAUGAUGGAGAGGCUGACUCUUUCCCAAUUUCAAACCAUUAAUUUAACAGAUAAUGACCUUGUCAAGGAUCACCUACGCCAUUUGAUUGGUGGUCGAUCAUGUGUACAAGAUGAACUUCUUUGCCGGUUUGUUUUCCCAGAGAGGCCCGGAGCUCUAAUGAAAUUCUUAGACGCAUUCAGCCCACGUUGGAAUAUAAGUUUGUUCCAUUACCGCUCACAGGGAGAAAGUGGUGCAAAUGUAUUAGUUGGCCUUCAAGUUUUGAGCAAGGAGAUGAACGAGUUCAAGCAUCGUGCAAACAAAUUGGGUUACGAGUAUGCCGUGGAAACACAUAAUGAGGCUUUCCAACUCCUUAUGCAUUGAAGAGGUCUAUUUUUCAGACCAUAACGAUCUUAUGGCUGUGAAAAAAAUAAACUUUUUUCUGGGGCAAUCAUAUAUCCAUAUGGCUGUGUAAACCCCAUUGUGCCUAUUUGAUAAAGCUUAUCAUUCUUAGCAAGUAUUCUUAUAGCACAAUCUUGUGUUUUUAAAUGGCCUGUAAUCUACAUCUGUGAUGUGUUUUUUUGGUUAUUGGAACUUAUAAUGUGCCCCUUAAUAGUCUGUAUUUGGUGUAAUAUAAUGUGUAAACCCUU
This is a messenger RNA of Cuscuta campestris, 2205 nucleotides long. Lineage: Eukaryota; Viridiplantae; Streptophyta; Magnoliopsida; Solanales; Convolvulaceae. The record is from the annotation of a GenBank genome assembly.